AUGUCGCAUUUGUACACAAUUGAUUUGUUUGAUAAUCAAUUCAAUGGUCCUAUUCCGCCCGAAUUCUGCACACGAAGGCUCCUUGUAAUCUUGGAUCUUUCUGGGAAUAAUUUAUCUGGGUCUACACCACCUAGUUUCAGUGAAUUGGGAUUUAUAGAGCAUGUGCAUUUGAGAAGAAACAAAUUGAGUGGGCCAAUGACACAAUUUCUUGGUAUGACCGAUUUGAUUAAUCUUGGAGAGAAUAAUUUCAGUGGCCAACUACCAAACUGGAUCGGAAACUUCUCUGACUUGGGGAUUCUUAUUUUGCGAGCAAAUCAGUUUCAUGGUGAUAUUCCUAUUCAUUUAUGCAACUUGAACCAAUUAAACAUAUUGGAUCUUUCCUCAAAUAGCCUCUCUGGACGCUUGCCUCCAUGCCUAAGUAAUUUUUUGUUUAUCUCGGGAUCCAACCUCUGGUACCCUUUUGAGCUAGGUCAGUUUACGACAUUCAACAAUAGUUGUUAUGAAGGAAAUCCCCUGCUUUGUGGACUUCCAUUGAGCAACAAUUGUGAUGAAACUCAUUCUGCAUCGCCCCCUACAUAUCCCUUGAAAGAGGAAAAUGGUUUCAUGGACAUGACGUUUUUCUGGGUAACCUUUGCAAUGACUUACACCGUGGCACUAUUUGGUGUAGUUAUAGUCUUAACCAAUUCUAUACACAAAUAUGAAAAAUAUGGAACAUUUGAAAUGUUGGAUGAGAGUGGUGCUAAUUGUGUUGGUGUUGUUACAUGGGUUGGGUUGAAAGUUUCUGAAUACUUUACAUCUUUUCGAUCCCCUUCCAGUCCGAGAGAAGUUCUCAGGACUCCACCAUACUUGAUUGGAGCAGUUUGUUCCUGUGUUCCCACCAUCUGA
This is a messenger RNA of Tripterygium wilfordii, 885 nucleotides long. Its product is annotated as receptor-like protein 2. Gene Ontology annotation, molecular function: protein binding. NCBI's taxonomy places the organism in Eukaryota, Viridiplantae, Streptophyta, Magnoliopsida, Celastrales, Celastraceae. The record is from RefSeq and is a predicted model, not a curated record. The transcript is spliced from 4 exons. The coding region runs from base 1 to 885 and encodes 294 amino acids.